AUGCCUAGCGCACGACACAAAAUUUGGCUACGUAAUACACUCAUUUACAAACAAAUUUGGUUUUGCGAGAGACUCACCUGGAACCCAGCUGAAUUUUUUGUUUAUGAUGUUUCCGCGCAGCUGAAUGUGCUGCACCAGGAUGCCUCAUGUUUCAGUCGGUACGAUAUUCGAGAUAUCGCGAUACAUAACAUAAGGUUGGCGGAUUCUCGGGAACUGAGCUUACCUGAUGAGCCCCAAGAAGGGCGAAACCGGUUGUGGGCUGUCGACGGAUUUUCAGCAACCAUAUGA
Messenger RNA from Opisthorchis viverrini, 288 nucleotides. RefSeq lists its product as hypothetical. Bases 1 to 288 code for a protein of 95 amino acids. The record is from RefSeq and is a predicted model, not a curated record. The transcript is spliced from 3 exons. Lineage: Eukaryota; Metazoa; Platyhelminthes; Trematoda; Opisthorchiida; Opisthorchiidae.